Molecule: messenger RNA, 426 nt
Organism: Erigeron canadensis
Lineage: Eukaryota; Viridiplantae; Streptophyta; Magnoliopsida; Asterales; Asteraceae
Exons: 1
Coding region: 1-426 (141 amino acids)
Source: RefSeq, a predicted model, not a curated record
AUGAUUAUUCUUGAUGCAACAAAAAAGGAUAAAUUGGUUUGGAAGCAUGAUAAUGUUGAGCAUCCUUUUUCGUCAUCUGCUGUUUGGAAUGCACUUCGUCAACGGGGUGAAGAGGUGAAUUGGGCUCAUUUAGUUUGGUUCUCGAGUUGUAUUCCAAAGCAUGCUUUCAUCAUGUGGCUUAUUAUUCGUGAAAAGUUAUUAACACAAGAUAAAAUUCUGAAAUGGAGUCCAUCAAGACGGCUGAAUAUGAAUGUCAUGUGCUGCUCUCUUUGCAUUGCUGCUUUCGACUCUCAUAGCCACUUAUUCUUUGAAUGUAAGUAUUCUAUGCAAGUGUGGUUGAGAGUUAGAAAUGAUGCGUUUAUGCAGCACAUUCCACCGAAAUGGAAUGAUAUCAUGGACUGGCUCAAUGCUAGGGAACAAGUCUAA